AUACAGCCCUUGGUGAGCGUAUUUCCCGCUCCUCGGCUGUUUCUGAAGCGCCUCCCGCCAGAUGUAAUGGGUAUAUACCGUCACACAUCUUGAAAUUGUACGCACAAAACGUUAAGGUAUGUGUAGCAUCGCAGGAUAGAUAAUCGGUCUGUUAUCACGUCUACUGCCGCUCGCCAUCCGUGUGAGCCGUGUCGAGAGAGCAACCAUGUUCCUACUCUUGGUGAUUAUGUUAGGGACUUCUGAAAGUCAUGGCUAUGCAGACAUUUGCCAUCAGUAUGAGUCAUGUGAUGAGUGUAUAGCAAAUGGAAUUGGCUGUGUCUGGUGUCCUGACCCUCCUCCAUUCUCAGGUCCAGAUGUACCAGUACCAGACAGCCGACUGUCUCUCAGAACCUGAAGACCCAGUGGCCACCCCUCCACAGAUACUCAGAGAGGAUCAACUUGGAGAAACAGUUCAGAUAUCCCCACAAGCUAUUCGUCUUAAUCUCAGAACAGGAGAGCCUCAGACAUUCACUCUGUCAGUGAAGCCAGCCAGGAACUAUCCUCUGGACAUGUACUUCCUCAUGGACCUCUCUGGAUCUCAAGCCUCUGACCUGGACAGUCUCAAGGACCUCUCUAACUCCAUCACUGACGAACUGCAGCGUCUCUCAUCACAGUUUACUCUCGGAUUUGGGUCGUUUGUUGACAAGAUUGCCUACCCCUUUGCCUCCACACUACAGAAUGGCUCUGACUACCUGACCAGACACCUGGGAAACAUGGUGACAGAGUGUGCUAAUGGGAGAGCCUCAUGUGAGCCAACCUAUGUCUACAGACACCAUCUCCCACUGACCAGUGACAGUGGUCAGCUCAGAGAAGUUCUGGAGGAUGUGACAAUAAGAGGUAAUCUGGAUGCUCCUGAGGCCACUCUGGAGGCUCUCCUGCAGUCAGUUGUCUGUCUGGACGAGGUUGGAUGGAGGAAUGGGAGUCUGAGGAUAGUCAUGGUCCUGACUGACGCUGGAUUCAAGACUGCUUUGGAUGGAAGGAUUGCUGCACUGGUGACCAGAAAUGAUGGUGAAUGUCAUCUGGAACCGGAGGAAGGGUUCUAUGACUACUCUCGUAGUCACGAGCAGGUCAGAAACGUUUGUGUGUAUGUUUGAGAUUGGGGAAAGAAGAGAGAGAGGUAAAGUGUAGGCAGGACCAAAGCUAACGAGAGAGGGUGGGCAGCUUUUGUCGGUGUCACCGCAUGCAGCCAGCCUGUGCUUAAACGUACAUGUAAACUUAUCCACAAGUCCAGCAACAAGCAGGUGCAGUGCUAGGCUCUUUGUUACUGGUCAUCAAGGG
Messenger RNA from Geodia barretti, 1317 nucleotides. NCBI's taxonomy places the organism in Eukaryota, Metazoa, Porifera, Demospongiae, Tetractinellida, Geodiidae. The record is from the annotation of a GenBank genome assembly.